Molecule: messenger RNA, 1647 nt
Organism: Colletotrichum higginsianum IMI 349063
Lineage: Eukaryota; Fungi; Ascomycota; Sordariomycetes; Glomerellales; Glomerellaceae
Product: Hexose transporter
Exons: 5
Coding region: 1-1647 (548 amino acids)
Biological process (GO): carbohydrate transport; transmembrane transport
Cellular component (GO): membrane
Molecular function (GO): carbohydrate:proton symporter activity
Source: RefSeq, a predicted model, not a curated record
AUGGGUUGGUUCGGGUUAAAGGGCGGAUGGCUCACCUUCUGGGUGACGGUCGCCUGCGCGACAGACAUGACGCUCUUCGGCUAUGACCAGGGCGUCUUCGGCGGCGUCAUCGUCACAAACGACUUCCUCGAGACCAUGGGCAUCGUCGGCGACGACAAGCUCCAGUCCACCGUCACGGCCAUCUACGACAUCGGCUGCUUCCUCGGCGCCAUCUCCACCAUCUGGAUCGGCGAGCGCUGGGGCCGCAAGAACACCAUCCUCGUCGGCACCACCAUCAUGUCCGUCGGCGCCAUCUUGCAGACUGCCGCCUUCGGCCUGCCCCAGAUGUUCGUCGGCCGCGUCGUCGCCGGCAUCGGCAACGGCAUCAACACCUCCACCGCCCCCGUCUGGCAGGGCGAGACGAGCAAGGCCAGCUGGAGGGGCAAGCUGAUCGUCAUCGAGAUGAUUAUGAACAUCUUUGGCUUCUCGCUGAGUAACUGGGUGACCUUUGGGUUCUCGUUCCUCCCCGGCUCCGUCUCGUGGCGCGUGCCUUUGGCAUUCCAGUUCCUCUUCAUCAUCAUCCUCUACGGCACCGUCCCCUGGCUUCCAGAGUCCCCUCGCUGGCUCAUCGCCAAGGGCCGCAUCCCCGAGGCCGAACAGAUCCUCGCAGACCUCGAGGACCGCCCCGUCGACGACGCCUACAUCCAGACGCAGUCCAAGGACAUCCAGUGGGCCGUAAACUACGAGCGCGAGAACACCGUCCCGUGGUCCGACCUCCUCCGCGGGCGCACCGGCGAGACCGCCGGCACCGGCACCGUCCGCCGCCUCAUCCUCGGCAUGGGCACCCAGGCCAUGCAGCAGUUCAGCGGCAUUAACGUCACGAGCUACUACCUGCCCCUCGUGCUAAUCAACUCGGUCGGCCUCACCAACAACAUGGCCCGCCUGCUCGCGGCCUGCAACUCCGUCAGCUACCUGCUCUUCAGUCUGAUUGGAAUCCCCAACGUCGAGCGGUGGGGUCGGAGGAAGAUGAUGAUGUACGCCGCGUUCGGCCAGUUCGUCUGCUACGCCGUCAUCACCGUCUGCAUCCGUCACAACGAGAUGGACAGCCUCGCGCCGGCGAUCCGGUCCCAGUGGGCCAAGGCCUCCAUCGCCUUCUUCUUCCUCUACUACGUCUUCUUCGGCAUCGGCUGGCAGGGCGUCCCCUGGCUGUACCCGACCGAGAUCAACAGCUUGUCGAUGCGCACAAAGGGCGCCGCCCUCGGCACCGCGACCAACUGGAUCGUCAACUUCAUGGUCGUCGAGAUCACGCCGCCCGGCAUCACCUCGCUCGGCUGGCGCUUCUACAUCAUCUGGACCGUCUUCAACUUCUCCUUCGUGCCCAUCGUCUACCUCUUCUACCCGGAGACGGCCGACCGCUCGCUCGAGGACGUCGACCGCUUCUUCGCCGACAACCACGACGUCCUCGUCUUCCGCGACAAGGACGCCACCUCCUCCAAGCGCCCGCUCAAGUACGUCGCCCAGGAGGAGGAGGAGAUCCGGAAGCGCAACAGCGGCGUCGUGCCCGGCGAUGUCGAGGACAUGCUGCGCCGCAGGGGCGCCGCGGAGAAGAUCAAGAAGGGAGGGGAUGACGAGGAGAUGGCGUUUGGCGAGCACAAGGAGAGGACCUAA